UUCCUCGGAAGCUUCCGGUUGCUGCGCUGUGUGGGUCGCCGCGGAUGGGAUGGAGCGGGACCUGCUCCGCCAGGCGCUGGGUUUCCAUGGCCCCGCGCUGCUCUCCCUGCUCCGCACCGAGCAGCACGAUAACCCCGACUUCCGGGGCCUCCUGCCUCCCGGGGGCCCCAGCCUGGAGCCGCCCCGGGAAGCCCAGCAUCAGCCGCCCGCCAGGAAAGAGAAGAGAAUUGAUAACAUUGAGAUACAACACUUCAUUGCCAAAAAAGCUGAUCUCCUUUUUGCUCUUUCAUGGAAACCAAGUGUAUCAACAGAUUCAGAAUCAAAUGAAGAGAAUGAAGAUUGUUAUGCUGUUAUGCCACCCCUGGAGCAGUUCAUGGAGGUGCCAAGUGAGGACAGGAGGGAGCUGUUUUUCCGAGACAUUGAGCGUGGCGAUGUUGUCGUCGGAAGGAUUAGUUCUAUUCGUGAAUUUGGCUUUUUCAUGGUGUUAAUCUGUCUGGGCAGUGGCGUCGCCAGAGAGAUCUCGCAGUUAGAAAUCACUGCUCUUUGUCCAUUGAGAGAUGUGCCUUCUCAUAGCAGCCAUGGUGAUCCUUUAUCAUAUUAUCAAACUGGAGACAUUAUACAAGCUGCAAUCAAGGACAUUGAUCGUUACCAUGAAAAACUCACGAUAUCACUGCACAGCUCUGCUCUUCCACCCAGUCUAUCUAGUACUAAACUGGGGGUAAUUAGUUCUGAAGACUUGCCUUUACAUUAUAGGAGAAGUGUUGAAGUAGCCAGUACUUCGGAGACGUAUGAAAAAGUCUUACAUCAUUCCUUGGGAUUUGCUAAUCCAGCAGUAGUUGAAUUUUUAUUAGGAAAACUAGGACUAAGUGAAUCCAGCCCACCAUCGUUAAUGAGAGGCCUGCAAAGCAAAAACUUCAAUGAAGAAGACUUUGCCUUUGCAUUGAGGAAAAAGCAAUCUGCAUCUUGGGCCUUGAAAUGUGUGAAGAUUGGGGUUGAUUAUUUUAAGGUUGGCCGCCAUGUAGAGGCUAUGAAUGAAUACAACAAGGCCUUGGAAAUAGAUGCACAAAAUGUUGAAGCCUUCGUAGCUCGUGGGGCACUUUAUGCAACAAAAGGAAGCUUAAACAAAGCCAUAGAUGAUUUUGAAGUUGCAUUAAAAAACUGUCCAACCCAUAGAAAUGCAAGGAAAUACCUCUGUCAGACACUUGUGGAAAGAGGAGGCCAGUUGGAAGAGGAAGAUAACCUGUUAAAUGCUCAGAAUUAUUAUAAGAGAGCUUUAAUUUUGGAUGAGACUUUUAAAGAAGCGGAGGAUGCCUUACUGAAACUCCGUAAACAUAUGCAGAAAUCUUUGGAAAUGAGGGAGAAGCAAGCUGCAAAAGAAGAGAGACAGAAGGAAAAGAAAAUAGAAACAAGUGCACAAAAACUGCGUAAGCUCUUAAAAGAAGAAAAGAGGCUGAAGAAGAAAAGGAGAAGAUCAACUUCUUCCUCUUCCUCCUCCUCAAGUGAUUCCGCAUCUGAUGUAUCAGUUUCAUCCUCUUCCUCCUCCUCUUCCUCCUCUUCUGAUCACAAAAGGCACAAGAAAAGGAGUAGAAAUCGGUCAGUGUCCUCUCGCAGCUCCAAAAAACAUUCAUCUAGGGUUUCUUCACAUCAGCGAGAUCAGAGUAGGAAAGAUGAAUGCUACUCUCCCCCAGCUGAUACCUCUGCUUCCUUCCUUAACCAAAAAUAUGAAAUGGAAAAACUGCUGGAGCGGCAGGACAGAUUAGUAUAUCAAAAGACAGAGGUGAGAGAGAGACAGUGUUCUCUAUCAAGGACUUCUGCUGAUGAUGAAGACACUUUUGGAGGUAGGUCUGAAGAUUCAAGGGAUUCUUAUGGUAGCUCCAAGACUCAGUCAACCAGCAGCAAAAAUGAAAAACAGGGUAAAGCAGACAGAUCCUUCUCUAAUAGGAGGGGUUCCUCAGGUUCUUAUCACUGGAAGUCAGAUGAUAAAAUCAAGACACAUGAUUUUAGAAAGUUAGAAAAGGAAGUAGAGGGGAGAAAAGAGCAGUUUAGAAAGCGUGGUUCCAGUCAGAGCAUGUAUUCCACUUCUCCAGCAGGGUCAGAUUACUCAGGCAAGUCAGUAGAAAAGAAUAAACAGUACAGCAGCACUUGGUUAUAUGAGUACAGUGGAAAUGAUGAUGGUAGCAGACGUGAGUUAACCCAGAGUACAAAUGAAAGGAGAGAAUAUAAAAAUAGGGAAAGUAGUCAUGGGGAAACUACUAAAGCAAAGGAGCUAGAUGAGGAAACUACACUCAAUGGUAAAGGGCAAUCAGAAAGUGGUGUUAAAAAGAGCCUGCCCCAGAACUUACUCAACAUAUUCAAUCAAAUUGCUGAAUUUGAGAGACAAAAAGGAAGUAAGCAGAAAAACCAAUAAAGUACCUAAGAAAAUAUCUUUAAUUGCUAUUGAGCUUGUGCCCUUAAAAUCUGUAUGAAAAAUGGACAGAACAGAGUCUGUUUUUCUGUCUUGCAAAAUGUUUGUUUAAAGGUUGGUAUUAGUCAAGUUACAGGAGAUCCUUUUGACAGACAGGUAUAUGCAAGAGUAUCAUGUUAUAUAUCAGACAACUUUUAAGAGCAUAGAAUCAGAUUUUUUUUUAAAUUUAGGAUACUCAUGUAUAAUUAACAUUGUUUAUAACUGUGUGAUUGGAAGAAAACUUUAUUCGUUGCUACCCUUAAAAUAUAGCUAACUGGCAUCAAGUUUGCACUUUAAACACACUGGUAUCUUUUCUAAAGUACAAAAAUGGAAACACAAUAGUAUCAUUAAACCUAAUUUUUAGCUGUUGAAAGGGAUUAUUUGACUGAAUGAUGCACAUGUGCCAGCAAUGUGUAUAACUUUUGUUUAAUGAUUUAAUCAUUAAAUUUUAUUAAAAUUUGCUCA
Emys orbicularis (European pond turtle) is the source of this 2908-nucleotide messenger RNA. RefSeq names its product tetratricopeptide repeat domain 14 (gene TTC14). The transcript has 12 exons. NCBI's taxonomy places the organism in Eukaryota, Metazoa, Chordata, Testudines, Emydidae. The record is from RefSeq and is a predicted model, not a curated record. Gene Ontology annotation, molecular function: protein binding; nucleic acid binding. Bases 50 to 2407 code for a protein of 785 amino acids.